CUCAAACCAGCAGUCUACUAGAGAAGAUGGAGGAGAGGUUGAAAGUAAGCCUGCUGAUUUUCUCUGUGCUGUUGUCGGUUCUCAUUUAUCCACAUUACAUCAGUGGAUUUAACCUGGACCUGAAGAACUACACCGUGUUCUCUGGCCCAGAAGACAGUUACUUUGGUUUCUCUGUGGAUUUUUAUCAGUCAAGCAACAAAAGUAAAAGUGUGGUGAUCGGAGCACCCAGAGCAAACACGAGUCAGCCUGGGGUCUCUCGUGGUGGCUCUGUGUUUCUUUGUCCUUGGAUGUCAACUGGAAAAUCAUCUCAGACAUUAAACUUUGACCAGAAAGGUGAUGAAAAGAUCACAAGUGAUAACAAAAUUCUGAUGGCUCAUAAGUCGAACCAGUGGCUGGGUGCUUCAGUUCGGACCUACAAAGACUACAUCUUGGCCUGUGCUCCCAUGUUCCACUGGAAUGUGAUAAAGGAUGAAGAGGAAGCAAUGAACACGCCUGUUGGGAACUGCCAGCUUCUGAACAUGCAAACAGGACAGGUGGUGAAUUACUCCCCCUGCAGGGAGCUUCAUGUGGAUGCAGUUUAUAUGAGAGGCUAUCCUGACAGACGUUACUGUGAAGCUGGAUUCACUGCGGACAUCACCAAGGAUGGCAGAGUGGUACUUGGUGCACCUGGAGGUUAUUACUUCCAAGGUCAGAUCAUCACUGCACCUCUUCCAAACAUCAUGAGCAGCCAUUCCACCUUCUCUUCAAUCCACUUUGUAAGUGGAGAGAUCAUAACGCCACAAAGACGUGACUACUACGACCUUUACUUGGGCUACUCUGUUGCUGCUGGACAAUUCGAUGAAGACAGUAUUACAGAUUAUGUUGUCGGUGUCCCAAAUGAUCUGCACAACGCCGGCUCUGUCAAAAUAAUAAACGGUGCAACAAAUCCCAUGCAAAUCAUGAAGAGUCUUGCUGGAACCCAGAUAGCAUCUUACUUUGGCCAUUCAGUAACAGUGACAGACAUCAACAAAGAUGGGUGGGAUGACAUCCUGAUUGGAGCUCCACUCUUCAUGGAGCGACUGUCCACCCAGAAGUUUCGAGAAGUGGGACAGGUGUAUGUUUAUCUGCAAGGAGAGGGCUUCUUAUUCUCCUCCAAACCCAACCAGGUUUUGACGGGAACAUGGUCCUAUGGGCGUUUUGGCAGUGCCAUAGCAGCUUUAGGUGACAUCGAUUAUGAUGGCUUUAAUGAUGUGGCUGUGGGGGCACCUGGCGCUGGUGAAGGGGGUAAAGUGUUAAUUUUCCUGGGUCGGAGUGACGGUUUGGCCACCCCUUACGCUCAGGUCCUUGAAAGUCCCUUUCAGACCCUCAAAGACCCACCAAUGUUUGGCUUCAGCAUAAGAGGGGAAACCGAUAUUGACGAUAAUGGAUACCCAGAUCUUAUUGUUGGUGCUUGGGGUGUGAGCAAGGUGGCAACCUACAGGGCACAAGCUGUGGUGAGGACGCAAGCACGACUUUCUUUCUUCCCUGAUCUCCUGAACUCUGAAGACAAAUUUUGUCAGCUCCCCCAGAGCAGCACCUUCGUUACUUGCUUUAUAAUUAUGGCAUGCAUUAGAGUAUCUGGCCACAGAAUUCCGGAGGAGAUUGUGCUGAACACCGAGCUGCAGUUGGACAAGAUGAAACAGAGUAUGGCCAGACGAAGCCUCCUGCUGCAGUCCAACCAGCCGUUCGCUCUUUUACAGCUCUCUGCAGCGAGAAACUCAGAAGUCUGCACGAAUUUUACUGCCUAUCUACUGCCUGAGUUCAGGGACAAGCUUAGUCCAAUAUACAUCUCAUUCAACUACAGCUUGGCCGACUCCCAAGAUGCAGUGCUGCACGGACAUAGUGUCGCUGUCGGACAGACACGUAUAAUACUAGACUGUGGUCCUGAUAACAUCUGUAUCCCGGAUCUGAGGUUGAUGGCGAGGGCGUCAACAGAUCCAAUCCUGAUUGGAGAUGAGAAUCCGGCGCUGCUGAUUGUGGAGGCAGAGAAUCGAGGGGAGGGAGCUUACGAGACCGAGCUUUAUAUCACCCUGCCGCCACACACACACUAUCAGGGUGUUGUGAGCAACCGGGAGGACUUCGGUCACUUGGUGUGCAGUCAGAGAAAACAGAACGGGUCAGUGGUCGUGGUGUGCGAUUUGGGCAACCCCAUGGAGGCUGGACAUCAGCUGAAAGCUGGUCUUUACUUCAGCAUGGGUGGACUGGAACAGGUGGAGAACCACAUUACGUUCCAAAUGCAAAUAAAAAGUAAGAACAGCCAGAACCCAGACAGUUACCUGUUCCAAUUGCAUGUUAAUGUAAAAGCUGCAGCUUCCCUGGAGAUGCGUGGAGUAUCUUCUCCCAUUGACUGUGUCCUGCCCAUUGCUAAAUGGGAGGAAAAAGAUUAUCCAGAAGACUUGGAUGAAGUCGGGCCGCUUGUAGAGCAUGUAUAUGAGUUAAGGAAUAUGGGUCCUAGUUCUGUCAACGUUAAUCUUAAACUGGAGUUUCCAGUUGUACAAAACGGCUCCUAUCUGCUGUAUGUGUUUGCUAAUGCCUCUGAAGAUCUCCUCUCCUGUCAAACAGACUACACCAACGUCGACCCACGUGGGUUAGUAAAGAAGGAGUCCAACAACCUCACUGUAGCCCAAGUUCAUCAUUUCAACAAACGUGACCUGUCACAAAAACCAGAACAUGAACAGCUGUGGCAACAAACUGUCCAUGUGAACUGCUCGAAUGCUGACGAGUGUCUUCUGUUCGAUUGCAAGACUGUCGGACUGCAGAGAGAUGAAAGAGCUAUAAUAAGAGUGAUGAGCAGACUAUGGGUGCAGACCUUUCUACAAAGACCGUACGUAAACUACGUUCUUCACUCUAUUGCUCACUUUGAGGUGGUAGAUGUGCCCUCAAAGAUCCAACCUGCUCUGCUGCCCAAAGGAAACGCAGAGACACAUACAAAUAUAGUGUGGAGACGACCAGAUGGACAAGAGGAGGUGCCUGUGUGGUGGAUUGUGGUGUCAAUCAUUGCUGGACUGCUUCUUCUGGCUGCAUUGAACAUCAUUUUCUGGAAGGUGGGGUUUUUCAAGCGAAACCGUCCUCCUUCUGAUGAAGAUGGUGCUGACACGCAGCCGCUGAGUGGAGAGCAGACUGAAACAACUUGAGUUUUAUAAUGCUUUGAAGCUCUAAGUAGUUUUGGGCUUUUUAGUGUUGACCUUGGGUCAUCACAUAAGCCUUAUAAUUGCCAGUUAUUGUUUUUUAUCUAUGAAUUCAUACACACAAUCUCUAAUAAAGCUCAUACUUUUGCCUUGUGCAACAUAAAAAUCAAAUAUAAUUAUUGAUGAGUGCCAUUAUUGCAAAAUGACACCGUGUACUCUGUAGUUGAAAUAAACAUAUAUGCAUUGGGUGACCUGCCUAUCAGAAGAUGUGGGUCGUAUAGGUUUACAUACUGUAUACAGAAAUAGAAUUCAGUGGAAAACUGAUGCACUACUCAUUGAUCUCACAUUUAAAUGUAAUGAACAGCAAUGUCGAUAAAUCCUAAGGGCAUUCCCUCAUUAACCUUCGUACAAAUGGGGAAGAAUCAUUGAAUUGUAGAAAUAUCAGUUCACUUGUACAUGAAACAUGAGCAGAAUAGACAUCUGUGUAUCAUUCUAAAUAACCAAUAGCAUUUAAUUCUGUGUUACAAUUUACAAAAGCACAAAUUUAUAAGCGAUAUGCAUGCAUGUUUUAUGUAUGAGGUAAAUAAAUAAAUAUAUUAAUAAA
Triplophysa dalaica is the source of this 3750-nucleotide messenger RNA. It is a transcript of the gene itga2b, whose product is annotated as integrin, alpha 2b. Gene Ontology annotation, molecular function: integrin binding. The transcript is spliced from 30 exons. NCBI's taxonomy places the organism in Eukaryota, Metazoa, Chordata, Actinopteri, Cypriniformes, Nemacheilidae. Gene Ontology annotation, cellular component: integrin complex; external side of plasma membrane. Gene Ontology annotation, biological process: angiogenesis; cell adhesion mediated by integrin; cell-matrix adhesion. The coding region runs from base 27 to 3152 and encodes 1041 amino acids. The record is from RefSeq and is a predicted model, not a curated record.